Clupea harengus (Atlantic herring) is the source of this 3022-nucleotide messenger RNA. It is a transcript of the gene trappc6bl, whose product is annotated as trafficking protein particle complex subunit 6B, like. Gene Ontology annotation, biological process: endoplasmic reticulum to Golgi vesicle-mediated transport; regulation of GTPase activity. The record is from RefSeq and is a predicted model, not a curated record. Gene Ontology annotation, cellular component: cis-Golgi network; trans-Golgi network; TRAPP complex. Bases 366 to 881 code for a protein of 171 amino acids. Lineage: Eukaryota; Metazoa; Chordata; Actinopteri; Clupeiformes; Clupeidae. The transcript is spliced from 6 exons.
UUACCUAACCACUUUGUAAAAACUGACCUAGCUGCAUACCCACAACCACAAACAUUUGACAUUCGAACCAUUAAGCCAGCUAUCAAAACGAGAGUCUUCUUGACAGGUUAGCUAGCUAGCAAAACAGUAUCUUGUUUGUAUGGCUUGUCUUACUAUCGUCUCAGUUUCGUGUUGUCAAGGCACGCUAAUUCCAUGGUUCAUAGUCGGAGUAGAAGUUGGCCAACUGUUAGCUUGCUAACUUCACAGACGGUGCUCAUGUUCACAUUAAUUGCGAAAAACAGCUAAUUGCGAAACCAACAGAUGGCCAUAGUUAAUAGCUGGAGAGCCAUAUUUUCAUAAUUUCCUAAUUAUUUUACUUGCAGAAAAUGUACAUUAAUGAUGUUCCUCCUUUAGACAUGGCAGAUGACUCCCUCUUUGAAUUUCUCCAUAUGGAAAUAGUCUCUCAUGUUUACAAGGAACAUGAGUCCCGCGGAGAUAACGAUAAGGAGAGAGGCACUUGUGUCUCCUUAUUAGAGCUCAUGGGUUUCCGGGUAGGCCAAGGACUUAUUGAGAGGUUCACAAAGGACACUCCUAGCUUCAAGGAUGAGCUUGACGUUAUGAAGUUUGUCUGUAAAGACUUCUGGACGAACAUCUUCCGCAAGCAAAUAGACAACCUACGAACCAAUCACCAGGGCACAUACGUCUUACAGGAUAACCGGUUUACACUCUUGACGCCGCUGUCUAGUGGGAAACAGUACCUGGAGGAGGCUCCUAAAUAUCUGGCCUUCUCCUGUGGCCUGUUGAGGGGCGCGCUGUCUAACCUGGGUCUGGAAAGUGUGGUCACUGCAGAGGUCUCCCUCAUGCCUGCUUGUAAAUUCCAGGUGGUGGUGCAGAAGAUUUAGACGACUGUUGGGAGACCUCAGAAUCCUCCCGUCCAGACUUCCCCUUCGCCCUCUACUAUGAAUGUCUACUUAAAUGUCCUGAAUGUUUACAAACCAAGGUAGUUUACAACAUAUUAUUUUUGAUAAAGAGUCCACUCAUAGUGGUCACCUUUUAGAACAAAUUUAAAAUCAGAAACCUGUGAAACAUUGCCUUUUCUUUUUUUUUUUUUUUUUUUUUUUUUCCGAACAGUGAGGUAUGGACAAAGAUGAACAUUUGUAUGUGUCUGCAGAAAAGCUGUUAGGCCAUUGUGAAAUCCUGUACAAUCAAAGCUAGUGUCCUUACUAGAUACCAUUGAGUUUGUGAGAUGUGACCGGUUUAAAGGUAAUUGAUGUACCAAUGUGACAGAUGUAAUGUAUUUAUUUAUUUUAAGACAUUCCCCUCUACCUCUGGUUUUCUGUUUUUUUUUUUUUUUUUUUUUUAAGAAUGCAUUUUCUUUUUAUGAAUUUGUUUAACAAACAGUUGGGUCAAAUGAUUUUAAACAUUUAAGCCCACGGCUAAAAUCAGGCAUAUGAAAUAAGUUCCUGUGUUUACCACUAGAGGACGCUCUGUGUAGGUCUCUUCAGACUUGACUUGGAUUGACUCAGAAGUCAGCUCUGAACUUAAGAAUAGUGUUUUGUGCACUAACCUUCCAUGUUUCAUGAAACAUUCUUUUCCUCACGAGUAUAAUAUAUAUAUUAUAUAGAUAUUAUUCGUCGGUUUCCAAGGCGUCGUAGUCACCCCCCUCAGGUGUACCUUGUGAAAGGAGUGUAGUGUCUCCGUGGUUGUGUCAUUUAGGAUCACCCAGUGUAAACAACGCGUUGAGACGUGUUUUAACACUGCACAGUGAAAAUGCUGUGCAAACGAAGGUGCUGGGGUUGACUCUCUUUUGUAGACACUUUAAACAGAAAAAGAUAAUGCCAACAUAUUAGAAGCAGAAAAAAAAAAAAAAAAGAAAACCGCUUUUGCCCCACUAAAUGGAACUUGACACCAUGUGAAAAAGCAGCCUGAUUUAGUUUUAAUACCCAGAGUGUGAUGUGUAGUUAUGUGUGGUUCUAUCCCGUCUGUGCCAAAACAGCUGCUCUUGCAUGGGGAGGAGGGCUCUUCCUGUCAACACUUAGUCAGGGCUGGGAAGAAAGUUGUAAAGGUCACCGGCCCAAUGUCUGCAGCACGCCCUCAACACAAACGUGUGGAGAGAAGGAGAAGAGAAAAAAACAAAACAACGGCAUCGAGUUAGGAGGUGAAGGGGAUGGUAGAUUGAGAUAGGGGUGGUGUGGUUGUGGAGAGGGAACUGAUAGAGAGUGGUGUGUGUGUGUGUGUGUUUUUGUGUGUGGAGGGGAGGGAGGAGGGCUUGAUAGAGGGAGGUGUGUGUGUGGAGGGGGUGAGGUGUGUCUGUGUGUGUGUGUGUGUGUGUGGGGGGGGGGGUUAGGGUUGUCCCAGUGCAGUUCCUUUUCAGCGCUGCCUGGUCCUUUGUGGAGGUACAUAACUGCUCGGCUGCCCGGCCAGAUCCCCAGCUGGUCCAUUCCUCCUGAGUCGGGCCAUAAAAGAAAAGUGCUGGAAUGGACCAGGCAGGGCCGUCUGCAUCUGAGAGCCCACUAUGGCCGACAUCAAACACUUCACCCCAGCCCCUCCACCCUACGCCUCCCACUCUUCACCAAUCUGGACAUUCAAACAAUGUCCCUACCAACUUCUUCUCUUCUCUUCUCCUUCCUUUUUUUUUUUUUCAAAACUUCUUCAUUGAGGGUCUCCCCCCCCCCCCCCUCUCUUUCUGUUUCGUUAACAACCAUUAGCUCAGACGAGGGCCAGGGCUACUUAACCAGCUAAUUGUGCGAGUUCCAAAGCCCUCUUCCCUCUCAGGGCUGUGCCAGUGGGCACCCAGUGUGGGGCUCUCAGCGUCUAUGGGGCUGUUUUUUCUCCAGGUGCUUUCUCUUCAUCUCCUCCUCUUCCUCUUCCUCUUCCUUUCCACUCAGAUGAAGCUAUGCAGUUUUGAUAUCCACAGCACUCAAUGUUUGUGAAAUGGAGUGAUUGUAACUGUAAGAAGUUUGAAGGUGUCUUUGUUUUUUUUUAAUAAAUGUGAUCAGUUGUGGUGUUUACCAAAAAGAAAUAAAAGUUGUUUAAUUGGUCA